UGAAACAGGAUGCAGGUGACAUGUUAAUGUCCGAACAUAUGUCACUAGGAGAGAGAGAUACAGAGAUACAUUUAAUUAGGUGAAAAUCUGUUUGGAUUUCUGCAUAUUUCUGUUUGAAUUUUGCGUGUGUGUUUAAAUGAAAUAACCAGCGCUGCCGCGGUUUGUUGUUUGUGAGCUUGGCAGUGUGUGGUCUGGAUGGGCGUGGACACUGUCUGUCAGAUAUUGAGGCCAGACGGAGAAGGAGGGAAAAGAGAAUACUCUGGAGAUCAAAUAAAGGAUGAAAGAGACGGCGGGAUGAAGGUAGAGACACAGAAGCCAGAGGAGGAAACACACAGUAGGUCAGGCUGUCAGAGAGAGAGAGAGAGGGCGGAGGGUGGUGAGAGGUCCCCGGUGUGGAGAUGAAGCAGGAGGAGGGGAAGGGUCUGUCUGUCGACGGGUUUGUUCCAGCGUGCUGUUUCAGACGGCAUGAAAGAUUCAUGGAGAUGAAAAGGACGGCCGGUCGUCUGGGUAGGACACUCUGAUGGAGACGGGUGGUGGUGGUGAUGCAGGAAGGAGCUGAAGUCCACAUGCACAGACUGACAGAUAUACAGCACGUUGAGGAAGGUGAUAUCACACAGAAGGGCUAUGAGAAGAAACGAUCCAAGCUGAUCGGAGCCUUCUUCCCACAAGCACCAGAAAUGGAUCGGCCCAUGGGCCAGGAGAGGAGAACCCCGGUCACCCCGUCCUCGUCCUCCCGCUACCACCGCCGGCGGUCUUCUGGCUCCAGAGACGAACGUUACCGAUCAGACGUGCACACAGAGGCGGUGCAGGCGGCCCUGGCCAAGCACAAAGAGAGGAAGAUGGCCGUGCCGAUGCCUUCGAAGCGGCGCUCGCUGGUGGUCCAGACCUCGAUGGAUGCCUACACGCCACCAGAUACCUCCUCAGGCUCAGAGGGCGAGGGACAGGGCGACGGAGACGAAGAGGAGGGAGGAGACGGCGAAGAAGAGGAUGGAGGAGGCGGCGGAGGGACCUCGUCCAGCCGGGAGGGGAGCAUCAGCAUGGAGCACUGGAUAAGCCGAGCCAUCCACGGCACCUCGUCCACCACCACGACCACCUCCUCCACGGCCUCCUCCUCCUCUUCCUCCACUCGCAGCGGGGGGAGCGGGGCAGCUGGCGGCAGGCUGGCUGACGUGCUGGCCCAACACGUUCACAUCUCCGCCCACCAUCACCACCUCCGCCAUCACCAUCAUCACCACCACCACCACAAGACAGGCCUUUUAACCCACCUCUCCUUGAGGAGGAGGAGGAGGGCAGUGCCGGCCGAUACUGUAGAGAACGGAAACUCUGGGCCGCGACGCUCCGAGAACCACUCUGCCCCUCCAGAUGUCACCGGCUACACCAACAACACCGCCAACACCACCGUCACCGACGGGAUCCAGGUGGAGAGAGCCCCAGGCGCCGGCACCGCCACCCAGAGACAGACGCCCAAGUACGGCAACGCCGAGCUGAUGGAGACCGGAGACGGUGUUCCUGUCAGCAGCAGAGUUUCAGCCAAAAUUCAGCAACUCGUCAACACUCUGAAGAGACCCAAAAGGCCGCCGCUAAGAGAGUUCUUUGUCGACGACUUUGAGGAGCUCCUGGAGGUCCAGCAGCCGGACCCCAACCAGCCCAAGGCGGAGGGGGCCCAGAUGGUGGCCAUGAGGGGCGAGCAGCUGGGUGUCGUGACCAACUGGCCCCCGUCUCUGGAGGCGGCCCUGCAGAGGUGGGGCACCAUCUCUCCGAAGGCCCCGUGUCUCACCACCAUGGACACCAACGGGAAGCCGCUCUACGUGCUGACCUACGGAAAACUGUGGUCCAGGAGUGUGAAGGUGGCCUACAACCUGCUGCACAAACUGGGAACCAAACAGGAACCGCUCGUCAGACCUGGAGACCGGGUGGCUCUGGUCUUCCCAAACAACGACCCCGCUGCCUUCAUGACGGCUUUCUACGGCUGCCUGCUGGCUGAAGUCGUCCCUGUGCCAAUCGAAGUACCACUGACCAGGAAGGACGCCGGCAGUCAGCAGAUCGGGUUUCUGUUGGGGAGCUGUGGAGUGACGGUGGCUCUGACCAGCGACGCCUGCCAUAAAGGGUUACCCAAGAGUCCCACCGGAGAGAUCCCACAGUUCAAAGGCUGGCCCAAGCUGCUGUGGUUCGUCACAGAGUCCAAACACCUCUCCAAACCUCCCCGAGACUGGUUUCCACAUAUCAAGGACGCCAACCAGGACACUGCCUACAUCGAGUAUAAGACCUGUAAGGACGGCAGCGUCCUCGGCGUGACGGUGAUGAGGAUAGCCAUGCUCACACACUGCCAGGCCCUCACACAGUCCUGCUCAUACACAGAAGCUGAGACCAUAGUGAAUGUAUUAGACUUCAAGAAGGAUGUAGGACUGUGGCACGCCGUCCUGACUAGUGUAAUGAAUAUGAUGCAUGUCAUCAGUAUUCCCUACGCCCUCAUGAAGGUCAACCCUCUGUCCUGGAUCCAAAAAGUCUGCCAGUACAAAGCUAAGGUGGCAUGCGUGAAGUCGCGGGACAUGCACUGGGCUCUGGUGGCCCACCGGGACCAGCGAGACAUCAACCUGAGCUCCCUGCGCAUGCUGGUGGUGGCCGACGGUUCAAAUCCCUGGUCGAUCUCUUCCUGUGACGCCUUCCUCAACGUCUUUCAGUCUAAAGGUUUGAAGCCGGAGGUCAUAUGUCCCUGUGCAAGCUCCCCCGAGGCCCUCACUGUAGCUAUAAGGAGGCCUGUGGAGGAAGGCAACACGCCUCCCGGUCGCGGCGUGUUGUCCAUGCAGGGUCUGAGUCACGGCGUGAUCCGGGUCGACUCGGAGGAGAAGCUGUCCGUCCUCACGCUGCAGGACGUCGGCUCAGUCAUGCCCGGAGCUAUGAUGUGUGUGGUGAAACCAGAAGGCGUCCCUCAGCUCUGUAAAACCGACGAGAUCGGAGAGCUGUGCGUUUGUACUGUCGCCACGGGAACCUCCUAUUACGGUCUAGCCGGCAUGACCAAGAACACCUUCGAGGUCUUCCCGACCUUCAACACCGGAGCUCCCAUCAGUGAGUUCCCCUUCACCAGGACCGGCCUGCUCGGGUUCAUCGGACCCGCAGGUCUGAUCUUCGUGGCGGGGAAGAUGGACGGUCUGAUGGUGGUCGGAGGGCGUCGGCACAACGCUGACGACAUCGUGGCCACGGCGCUCGCGGUGGAGCCGAUGAAGUUUGUCUACAGGGGCCGGAUAGCCGUGUUCUCCAUCACCGUGCUUCACGAUGAGAGGAUCGUGGUCGUGGCAGAGCAGCGGCCCGACUCCACCGAGGAAGACAGCUUCCAGUGGAUGAGCCGAGUCCUGCAGGCGAUAGACGGCAUCCAUCAGGUGGGGGUGUACUGCCUGGCUCUGGUGCCCUCCAACACUCUGCCCAAGACUCCCCUGGGUGGCAUCCACCUGUCAGAGACCAAGCAGCUGUUCCUGGAGGGGGCGCUCCACCCGUGCAACGUGCUCAUGUGCCCGCACACCUGCGUCACCAACCUGCCCAAACCCCGGCAGAAACAACCAGAGAUCGGUCCUGCGUCUGUGAUGGUCGGGAAUCUGGUGUCGGGGAAGAGGAUCGCUCAGGCCAGCGGCAGAGAUCUGGGUCAGAUCGAAGACAAUGACCAGGCAAGGAAGUUCCUCUUCCUGUCCGAGGUUUUACAGUGGAGAGCGCAGACCACUCCAGACCACGUCCUGUACACACUGCUCAACUCCAGGGGUACGAUAGCCAGCUCUCUGACUUGUGUUCAGCUGCACAAGAGGGCCGAGAAGAUCGCCGGCAUGCUGGCUGAACGGGGCCACCUACAGGACGGAGACCACGUCGCGCUGGUCUACCCUCCAGGUAUCGACCUCAUCGUGGCGUUUUACGGCUGCCUUUACGCCGGCUGCGUACCGAUCACGGUGCGGCCGCCUCACCCGCAGAACAUCGCCACCACGCUGCCCACCGUCAAGAUGAUCGUGGAGGUGAGCCGCUCGGUGUGCGUGAUGACCACGCAGCUCAUCUGUAAGCUGCUGAGGUCGAAGGAAGCCUCGGCCGCCGUGGACGUCCGGACCUGGCCUCCUGUCCUGGACACAGACGAUUUGCCAAAGAAGAAACCUCCUCUGCUGUAUAAACCGUCCAACCCCGACACCCUGGCCUACCUGGACUUCAGUGUGUCCACCACUGGCAUGCUCGCUGGAGUCAAGAUGUCUCACACAGCCACCAGUGCCUUCUGCCGCUCCAUCAAGCUGCAGUGUGAGCUUUACCCGUCCAGAGAGGUCGCCAUCUGCCUGGACCCGUACUGCGGCCUGGGCUUCGUCCUCUGGUGCCUUUGCAGUGUGUACUCAGGUCACCAGUCCAUCCUGAUCCCUCCGUCCGAGCUGGAGGUGAACCCGGCUCUCUGGCUGUCGGCCGUCAGUCAGUACAAAGUCCGUGACACUUUCUGCUCCUACAGCGUCAUGGAGCUCUGCACCAAAGGCCUCGGCCUGCAGACCGACUCUCUGAAGUCUCGAGGGUUGGACUUGUCUCGGGUGAGGACCUGCGUGGUUGUGGCGGAGGAGCGUCCGAGGACGGCCCUGACGCAGUCCUUCUCCAAACUCUUCAAGGACCUGGGACUCCACCCUCGAGCCGUCAGCACCUCCUUCGGCUGCAGGGUCAACCUGGCAAUCUGCCUGCAGCCUCACAGGCUGGGAAAGCUUGCUGACCAGGGCACCUCAGGACCCGACCCCACGACUGUGUUUGUUGAUAUGAGAGCGCUGCGGCACGACAGGGUCCGAUUGGUGGAGCGAGGGUCACCGCACAGCCUGCCCCUGAUGGAGUCUGGGAAGAUCCUGCCCGGCGUCCGGAUCAUCAUCGCCAACCCAGAGACCAAGGGACCAAUGGGAGAGUCACAUCUGGGCGAGAUCUGGGUGCACAGCGGCCACAACGCCAGCGGUUACUUCACCGUCUACGGAGACGAGGCGCUGCAGUCGGACCAUUUCAACUCCAGACUCAGCUUCGGAGACACGCAGACCGUCUGGGCUCGGACCGGAUACCUCGGCUUCCUGCGCAGGACCGAGCUGACCGACGCCAGCGGAGAGCGUCACGACGCCCUGUACGUGGUUGGAGCUCUGGAGGAAGCCAUGGAGCUGAGAGGGAUGCGUUACCACCCCAUCGACAUCGAGACCUCCGUCAUCAGGACGCACAAGAGCAUCACGGAGUGUGCGGUGUUCACGUGGACCAACCUGCUGGUGGUGGUGGUGGAGCUGGACGGUUCGGAGCAGGAGGCCCUGGACCUCGUCCCCCUCGUCACCAACGUGGUGCUGGAGGAGCACUACCUGAUCGUGGGCGUGGUGGUGGUGGUGGACAUCGGCGUCAUCCCCAUCAACUCCCGUGGCGAGAAGCAGCGCAUGCACCUGCGCGACGGCUUCCUGGCCGACCAGUUGGACCCCAUUUACGUGGCCUACAACAUGUAGCGCCCCCUAGUGGCCGACAUGAAAUGUGGAUGAAGGAUUAUUUAGGAAGAUGCAAAGACAUUCUGCUCCUGAGACUGAAAAGAAUAAAAACCGGAGCCCCCGAGACAGUUUGUGGCACGAAGGGAGGAAGCGGUCCACUUUUUUUGCCCUGAAUUUCGUCUCUCAGGCAGCGCUUACUCUCAGGCUUAUGUACUGUUGGAAACUAGCUGCCAGAAUCAGGUGGUUACAUUUAGGUUCAGGCGAGGAGGCGAGGUUCGUACUCAGCCUGAGAGGAAGUGCAGCCGACCCCCCAUCCAGAGCAAGGAAGUCCCUUAUGUUUACCGAAAAAGUGGCAAUCGUGUGGCCCGGAGACGGCGGUAGAGGACAAUCUGAAGUUUAAACUGUGUGGCUGACUUUAUAUUUUCCUGUUAAGUAUUUGCUGAAUUCGCUUGUUUUAGUUUUUCUGUUUGUUUGUUUGUAUUUUAACGUCCUUCAAAAAAAAAAAAAAAGUUUAGGCUAUUUUUUUGAAAAGGAUAUUUACACGAGAAUCUAAACAAACUGUGGCAAAAACGAUAUUUUCCGUUUUUACGAUAUCGAUCAUUACAAAGAGCGAGAUAUGUUUUGAUACGAGGGUGGGAACUGAGGGGACGCGUCGCGGCUGUCCUUGGAUUUUACGAUGAGGUACUACACGUUUGUUUCAUGUUAGCUUAAGUGUUACUUUUUGUUUUUUAAUUCGUUAUUUUCUGAACCGUCCGUCAUCAUCGCGGGAAAUCAGUGUGCUAAUUUUCAUAAAAACUAACAGCUGCAGCCUUUAACUCCGUUUAUUUUUCCGUACAAAGACGCUUUCGACUGAAGCGGGAAAAACAACACAUAAGAAUUCAUAUCAUGUAAGUAUGUACAAAAAGAAACUGAUUUAAUUUAUUUUGUUUCUCUUUUAGAAGUAUAUGACGAGACGUUCAAGAAUGUUUUGCUCUUGAAUAUUUGCUAAUAUAAAAAAAACAAAAAAGCGUUGUAUUAUCUGGAGUGAAACACACUCACAUCAAGCAUAUUAUGAAAAAUAGAAAUAUAUGAUUAUAGAUUAUAUUAAAAAAAUAUGAGUUAAGGAUUCACACCAGGCAGAAACAGAUACGACACGCGAUGCUUUUUUAUCUGCAUGUUGGUCUGAAAAGUUUCAGUCAAAUGGAAAAUUAAGAGCGAAACUUUGAGGAGUUUGAUUCCACAAGAAGAGUUUGAAGAAAGAAACUUUUAUUGGAUAAAUUAGAUAAGUCUGUAAAAGUUUUACACAACAGUCAUUAGGAAAUAUUUUUUGUUAAGUUGUCCUUAAAUUACAAAUCAUCAGGUGCACUCAAUAUUAAAAGUUUUAAAAUUUAAAACUACAUUUCAUCCUGUUUAAAUCUUGUUUAUAUUUUCAGUUUGGCUUUUUUCAGCUCAGUCUGCUUGACUUUAAGAUUUCUAGAUACAUUUAAAGUCUUUAUAAAUGUGAUCAUUUGUCCCUUUAUAAAGCAACUGCACUUUAAGAAAUAGAGGAUGAAGUUCAAAGUCCUCGUCCUGAAGUUCAGCUGAAGAUAACGAGUCAAAUCCUGUAUACGAGGUCCGUAGGUUUUACGGGGACCUCGACUGACAGCAGCUGUCAGAAUAUAUAAUUCAAACCUACUUUAAGGGGAUUAUCGAGACAGUGCAUCUUCACUAUCAAUGCAACAACCUUUACAACUCAGCCAAGCAGAAAAAAACGUGCAAAUACAGAUGUAAUGAAAAAAGAUUUGCAGCUCUAGACCUGCUGAAAAUGUUAAACGUGUUUAAGACACAAUGUUGAGUUUCACAGUCUCU
This is a messenger RNA of Larimichthys crocea (large yellow croaker), 7271 nucleotides long. RefSeq names its product disco-interacting protein 2 homolog Ca (gene dip2ca). NCBI's taxonomy places the organism in Eukaryota, Metazoa, Chordata, Actinopteri, Sciaenidae. The record is from RefSeq and is a predicted model, not a curated record. The coding region runs from base 543 to 5465 and encodes 1640 amino acids. The transcript is spliced from 39 exons.